Molecule: messenger RNA, 2148 nt
Organism: Ctenopharyngodon idella (grass carp)
Lineage: Eukaryota; Metazoa; Chordata; Actinopteri; Cypriniformes; Xenocyprididae
Product: endoplasmic reticulum-Golgi intermediate compartment protein 2
Exons: 14
Coding region: 125-1207 (360 amino acids)
Biological process (GO): retrograde vesicle-mediated transport, Golgi to endoplasmic reticulum; endoplasmic reticulum to Golgi vesicle-mediated transport
Cellular component (GO): membrane; COPII-coated ER to Golgi transport vesicle; endoplasmic reticulum
Source: RefSeq, a predicted model, not a curated record
GUGGUUGCAAAACAGCACAUAUGAAUGGCAGUAAAUGGAUGGUCCCAUUGGAAAGUGUUUAAAGCCUAGUUUUAAAGGUGUUCAGAAAGAGGUCAAAGGUAAAUCUACUGAAAUCCACUAAACAAUGAAGAGGCUGAACAGAAAAAAGACCAUCGAUUUAGUGAAAGAACUAGACGCCUUUCCUAAAGUUCCAGAGAGCUAUGUUGUAACAUCAGCUUUUGGAGGCACAGUGUCUCUGAUUGUUUUCAUCCUCAUGGCACUUCUGACGAUAUCAGAGUUUCUUGUGUACCAGGACUCAUGGAUGAAAUAUGAAUAUGAAGUAGACACAGAUUUUACCAGUAAAUUGAAGAUAAAAAUUGACAUCACAGUUGCCAUGAAAUGUGAAACGGUGGGUGCAGAUGUGUUGGAUAUUGCCGGCACUGUCAUUGCAUCAAAGGAACUUAAAUAUGAUCCUGUUAGCUUUGAGCCCUCUCCACAGAACAAAAUGUGGUACCAGAUAUUAGAGCAGAUUCAAAACAGACUGCAGGAAGAGCGUUCACUUCAAGAUGUACUCUUUAAAUCAGCACUGAAUGGAUACUUUUCUGACCCACUUCCACGAAAUGAUUCUGCAUCUGAAUCCAAGGAUGCAUGUAGGAUACAUGGACACAUCCAUGUCAGUAAAGUGGCAGGGAACUUCCAUAUCACACUAGGCAAACCAAUUGAUACUAUCAGAGGUCAUGCCCAUUUUGCUGCAUUAAUCAAAAACGAAGCUGUAUAUAACUUCUCACAUCGAAUAGACUAUUUGUCUUUUGGAAACGAUGUUCCUGGACACAUCAAUCCCCUUGAUGGCAUGGAAAAAAUUACAUUAGAGCAAAACAUGCUGUUUCAGUAUUUUAUCACAGUUGUUCCCACCAAGCUGCACACAUCAGAUGUUUCAGUGGACAUGCACCAGUUUUCUGUUACAGAAAGGGAGCGGGUUGUAAGCCGAGAGAAAGGCAGCCAUAGUGUAUCUGGGAUCUUUAUUAAGUAUAAACUGAGUCCAUUAAUGGUGAGGGUGAGUGAGGAGCAUAUGCCUCUCUCUGUGUUUCUAGUGAGAUUGUGUGGCAUCAUUGGGGGAAUCUUUUCAACUUCAGAUCUGCUUCACAGAUUGAUUGGGUAUUUUGUUGACAUUAUCUGCUGUCGUUUUAAACUUGGUGCAAAUCAGUCCAUGGAGGUUCUCCCUGAUUAGGACAGCCUGGAACAUUUACGUGUACAGUAUUCAUUUGACAGAGACCUUUAUCCAAAGCGACAAAUGAGAAGCAUGAAUCGGACCUGGAUAGCAUAAACCAACAAAGAUUAUUUUAUAUAUGCCUAUUUUAUAUAUGCCUAUUGCCAACUGCAAUUCCAUAUAUUCCAUUUCAUAAUUACAUCAUCAUCCUUUAAAAAAGUGGACAAAGACAAGUUAAAAUCUCCCAUUGUUAAUCAUUUUUGUAAUGAUGGUCAGACAAUUUAAAAAUGCCAACUCUGUUACCAUGAUUUUGUAUAGUAGAGUGAUAACUGAACAAUGGAUAUUUUUUAUAUAAUGUUUUAUAUAAUAUUUUUUCAUAAUGUCAGAAAUAAAUUGUCUUUCAAAGAAGAACCUUGUAGUUUCAUGACUGCCUUGUAAUGUCAAAUUAAACUGUAGAACUGUCCUACUCUGUUAAAUUUAUGAUAUAAAUUUAUGAAUAUUCAGUAGGGUAUAUAAUACAUUAAUGACAUCAAAAUUAGAUGUACACAAAAUUGCUGAAAUGCAAACUUAUUUUAUGCAAUAUGUUUUUAGAAGUUGUUUAUUAUUAUGGCUGCAGCUAGCGAUUAUUUUGAUAAAAAUGAAAAAUGUCAAAAAAAAAAUAAAAAAAAUAAAUCCACAUCCCGCCCAAACAAUGUGCUGUUAACUUUCUACAUGAUAAUACUUAUUUUAGCCCUAAUAUUAUAAAAUAGCAAUUAUAGUUAUAUAUGUACUUUAUAAAUACCAUAAAAUUUAACAAACAGUUGGAACGCUACAUCAACAACAAAACACAGUAAACCUAGAAGAGGGAAGAGCCUUUAAAACCAUAACUUCCGGUCUUUUGAUUUAACUACCGUAUGGUUUGUUAUAUUACAUAGAACAUAUAUAGCCAGAACACUAUUUACAUUUUUGACAGUACGUUUCUU